Molecule: messenger RNA, 1279 nt
Organism: Effrenium voratum
Lineage: Eukaryota; Dinophyceae; Suessiales; Symbiodiniaceae
Source: the annotation of a GenBank genome assembly
UCAAGAGGCUGUCCGGCUCAAGACAUCUGAUGCCCCAGCCGGCAUGCGUGGCCGCGGCCUCUCCGCGGCUUUUUUUCUGUGUGUCCUCGGACCCUCAGUACUGUCACUUGCACUCCCACUCCGGACGUUCGCGCGGAGACCCGCGCCGUCGGAGCUUUUGGGCGCUGCGUUGCUGCAGAGCGUGGAGAAGUCUGGAAGCUACGCGCUCUUGCGUGUCGCCUUUCAGAAGACCGAGCUGCGUGAGCUUCGGACUUUGGACUCGUCGGAAAGGAAGUCCCACGUGCGAGCGCUAGCAGAGGAGCUCGUGGCUGGCCAGGCCGCCCUGGUGGGAGGACGGGAAGUGGAGGUGCCCGAAUUUGUGGUCUGCGGCAGCGCUUUGGAGCGGCUGCUGACGGAAGUUCUGAAGAGCGGGCAGCUUGUGGGCGCCUGGAAGCUAGUGGCGGAGGAGGGGGCGGGCAAGAGUGUGGCAGCAGCGCUGGCGGCGACCAAUCGAGAGAACACGGACCCCGGGGUCGCGGUGGUGCUGCACGGGCCAUUGGACGAGAACCUGCGGAGCUUGUUUAAGGUACCCAACACGGCCUGGGCUCUGCAGAUUGCUCCGGAGCUGUUCAAGGAACUGCGUGAGCGGGGCUGUCAUCUGCAGCUGGUGCUGGACACCGACGAUUCCAACGGCACCUUGGCGCCGGAGCUCGGCCGCGCGGCCGAAGACUUCGACCACGGCGUCCUGGUGCUGGCGCGGUCGAGCGGGGAGGCGGAAGAUGGGACGAGCCUGGUUCCCCGGAGGUGGUGGGAUUUGCGGCCACGGUCCAAGGCCUACCGGUGGACCCGGGAGGAGGCCUCCACCUACCUACGCUUUGCCCAGCUCCGUUCCCUCGUCGCCACCGGCAGCGGCGACGGCGGCGACGCGGCGGCGGCGGCUGUGGCGGCGCUGCCGCGGCGGGAACUGCGGCGGAAGCUGCGCUCGGCGAGGAAGAGGGAUUGGGUGGGAGGCUGGACGCCUCUGGAGCUGGCACACAUCGAUGCUGGCGCUUAAGCGCUUGAUCCGGAGCUCGACUCGUGAUGCGAAGCAACCUGAGCGAGCAUUUGGUGAUGUAUUUGGACGAGACCGAAUCCAAGCCGAACUGGAGAACUGCAGCUGCGGAUGCUGCCCGUGCAAGAUCGUGCAGGUCAUUUCGCUUUGGCUGCUGGAAAUGAGCAGCGCUUGGCAUGUUUCGGCCGAGCUUCUGUGAUGACCCUAUGGGCAUCCAUCUAUCCGGACAGGCGAAUGCUAAUGCGAAAC